UAGAGCAGAAAGCGGAUGUCCUGUGUGUGUGUGUUGAUCGAGUUCGUGAGCUGCAGUACAUCAACAGGUGAGAGAGACGGCGCGCGCUCAAAGGAAACGGAGAGGUGUGAAGGCGAAAGGAUGGAAGGUGAGGAGGUGUCAGGGGAGGAGGUGUCAGGGGGUUCCGCUCCUCUCUAAGCGGAGGACAGCAGAGGGUAGCAGACCUGCGGAGGAGGAGGUCCGCUACUUUCCGGAAAAACAGUCCGUGAUUUGUUUCCGCCUGCUCGCGUUAAUGAUCGACCAGGCUUCGGUUAAUCGACGCGCCGAGCAGAGUCAUAGGAGUUGAAUCAAACACCGCGCUCAGAUCUAACGACGCUGUUAUCUUCAGUAUCCAGUCAUCAGUUACAUCGCUGUUCAUUGUUAUGAUUAAACACACAGGUCAGGUCAUACACUGUUCUUCCACCAUCCUCUCAGAGUAACACACUGAUGGUUUCAACACAUUUAUAGUUUCAUUCAAUCUCUGUCAAACCUUGUAUGACUUAUUUAUUGUGUUAUUUCAAUCACUUUCAUGUUGUAGCUCUUUCCUUAGAGUCCAGACUUUCUCCUUAAAUUAAACACUUUGGUAAUAUCAGCAGGUUUAGUCUACAAAUGAUGGGGUUGAUUUAGCCCUCUGCCCAUGGACUUCAGUUCUGUUACCAUUUUGCCACAUGAAUCUUAUUUUCGUAAUAACUUAAUUUUGUGCAUCUCCUGCCUGAUGUGCUUCGGCAGACGUGUGUGUUUCAGGUGUUUGCUGAGUCCCGUGCUGCGGAGUCCUCUGCUGUCCCCGCGGUCCUCGAUGAAGAUCCAUGAAGGUAAUUUGUGUUUCUUCUUUGUGGCGUCGCUUUAAGCAGCUGGACACGGUCACGGCUCAGCGACAUCAGCAGUGACAUAUCUGUGACGCCUGUCACAGACACUCACAGCAGUUUCCUGAGUGAUUCACUCACUCCGCUUGAAGUCUGCUCUCUGAUUGGACGGUUUCUGUCAGCGGUGACGUGACUCUGUGGCCGGUCGUUGUCACUGUGGACCCAAAGAGGCGACUGGACGUGCCUGACAGGAGAGUGUGACCGCAGACUCCGAGGUCAGGCUGAGACACGAUCCACCCACGCUGAGUCUGAGUCGAGCUGACAUCACCUGAGCUGCUGGAACAACAAUAGCAACCAGUGCAUCCUCCCCUCCUCCCCCAUCCUCCCCUCUCCCUGAGGUCACCUUGCAGCCUGAGAGCGUUCACACCAAACCUAAAACUUUGUUAGAGUCAGUCAUUGGACAUUGAAGUUUACUGAGCAUGAAGCAUCGGAUCAGUUUUCCUCACUGUGUGAAGGAAGUGUGGCAGAAGCGACAGGAACCCUGGAUCUGCUGCUGAUGUAGAGGUCCGUCCCAGGAAGCUCACAGGUAGACGUUGUCAGCUGAGUGAAACCUCUCGCUGAACGAUCGGAUCGGUGAGGACCGACAAGGCCUGUCUGUGUCAUGUUUCACUCUCAGGUUUGUCAUAGUUGCUGUGAUUUAAUAUUAAGGCGUGUUCUAAUCCCGGCUUGGAAUGUGCACGGCUCUGAAAGCUUUGAAGGUACGAAGCGUACGAGCUCUGGACUCUGAGCAGCGUGUUUGCUCUGCAGGUGGUGAAUGCCUGAAGUGUCACGUCACUUUUAAGCCAUUCUUUUCCUGCAGCACACCCGAAUCCGUCAGCCGAUCAGCUGACCGAAUCCGGCCCCGCAGCAUUCCUCGCCCACAUUUCCGAGGAUGUUAUGAGCAGGAUAAGCCGCUCCCGCCCUGCACACUCACCCAAACACGCCGCUGUGAAUCCCGUCAGCCUGCCGGGCUGCGGCACGAAAACAUCUUCCUGUUUAUUCCCACUGACACGCUGGUCAUCAGGCUGAAGCUCGGGCUGAGAAGGUGUGAACCUGCGCCGCACACCAACUCUGUGGGAUAAUAAACUGAAGUGAAAGCUUUGAGUGAGAGGCGCUUUCUGUCAGCUGUUCCUGCCCUUGUACCUGGAUGAUGUCACUGAGGAAGGACGAUGGGAUGGUGUGCGCUACGAGGUGAGUCCACCGUUCCCUCUCGGUUCCCCGGGUAUCCUGACGUCAGAGAUCAGGGCGGUCGGUUACCAGCCCGCUGACUGAACAUGGCUUUCUUGAUCCAGGCAUGAGGGCGCUCACCUGAAAGUUGGCGGAAUCUGACCAAUCACAGUUAUGUUAGGAGAAGAAUAAAGUAUAAAACCAAGACGACUCAGAGGUCAGUGUCAGCAGCUCUGCAUCAGUGUGUGUGUUAAUAAAGUUUGAAGCCUGGACAGGAAACCAUCCAUCAUUCAGGCAUUUUAUAAAAUAAAUGUCUGUAAAGUCAGUAACCGUUAGAAACGCGGCACGUGUGCGUGUGAGGGCCGAAUCGCAUGUUAAAGGUUAUGAAACAGAAACUGAACCCAAAACGAAUCGCAUCAAAGUUGUGACUGAGAAUGAACAUUUGUCACUCGGAGUCACACAGACUUCAGACCUGCUGCUGUCGACGCUCUGAGGGAUCCUUAGGAACGGGGACGUUGUUUUCCUGAGAUCUGAUUGGCUGGUGGGUGGGGAUUUCAUACCUGCUGAUCGCUAAUCUGGAGCAGGUUCGGUUCACAGCAUCAGUUUAUUUUUUUUAACCCCCUUCACAGAAACCUGGAGUUACCGGGGUUACCUGGAUCAGGUGAAGUCCUGCUAUGUGCUGCAGACCUCAGAUCUGACUCUCUGUUUCUAAACGUAUCCCCCUUACUGUCAGCCUGCUGCUCCUUGUCACCCCACCCGGCCUGCCGUGUUUGCACUGCCCUCUAGUGACGUCUGGAAGGGGGCGGGGCUAAAGCAGCUUCUUUCACACACAGGAUGAAGCAGUAUCAGAUACAGAAGGAUUAUUCUGAACUGCGAGUCAGGCAAAGCUGCUCUGUUAGAGUCUGGAUGUGCAGUUCACUCACAAUACAGGAUAAAGUCUUUAUGUUUGGGGUGGUGUUCACUUCCUGUCAGGGUCAGAGGUCAGAGAGAACCUAAAUGUAAACCCUGUUUGUUCUCAGAGAAUCUGAGUGAUCCCUGUGAGGAGGAGGAGGACCCACAGCACUUUGUCUCCUGUGAGAGGGAAACUUCAGCCUCUGCUGCCUGAAGCUCUGCUGCAUGGACCCCACCGUGUUUCAUCAACAUGUCCUCUGAUUGGUCCUUCCCUUCAGUCUGAAGAUCUGUCAGCCAAUCAGUUUCUGUCUGGGUGAGCGCCACUUCCUCUCCCCACCAGCUGCUGCAGUCACUCAGCUUACUCAGCAGCACGAGUGUGUGUGUUGUCCUGUGUGAGCCCUCCCACCUUCUUUUCCACUCCCAUCCCCCUUCCUCACACACGGCCUGUGUGUGUGAGUCAGUGGAGAAAGUUACACUCUCUGUGUGUGUGUCUGUCUGUGUGUUGUCUUUGCAGUAGACUUUGCUUCAGUGCGGCGGGGGAGAGGAGUGAGCGAGGACGCUGCAGCUGGGUGAGGAUCGGAGCUGAGGGGAUCGCAGCGUUUCGGGGUUAAAGCCGUCUCCAUCAUGGAAGUGCCCAGGAGGCUGUCCUUCCCACUGGUUCUCCCUAAACCAGCCUCGUCUGCUCGGUCUCCUCUGGGAGCUGCAGGUCAGACAGCUGGAAGCAGCAAAGAUCAAACUGGAGGGGAAAAGUUAAUCUCAGAGGAGAAGACGCCUGAGUCAGGGGUGAUUGUAGUGGUGGAGGCGCCACCUGAAGAUGGAAAAGCUGCUCGGCGAUUCUCCUCUCAGGACAGUUUCUCAGAGGAGAGCUCGUUAUCAGAGGAGAGGCUGGAAGAGGAGGCCAGAGAGGCCCAGAGGAGGGCCGAGGAGGAGGAGGCAGCAGCCAAGGAGAGGGCGGCCCAGAGGCAACAACUGGCCAUCCAAGAGCUUGUGGAGUCUGAGAGGAGCUACCUGCGCCUGCUGCAGCUCAGCACCGUGACCAUCAGGAGCAACCUGCAGCAGCAGCUACAGCCGCCUCCAGCUGGACUGGACAGCAUGUUUCUGCACAUCGAGGAGGUGAUCGAUGUAUCGAGCCGUCUCCUGAGCCUGCUGGACCAGAAGCAGCUUCAGUUUGGAGAGCCUGACUUCCCGCAGAGUCUCUGUGACUCGUUUCUCAGCCUGUCAUCAGAGAUGGAAGCCGCCUAUAAGGAGUACCUGGCGCACUACAAUCAUGUGACGGAGGUGGAGAACAGCUACAAACAGAAGGAGGCUCUGUGGAACGAGGUUGUCAGAGUCAUCAAGGCUGCGGCGCCUGACGUCAAUGCCACGUCGCUGAGCUUCUUUUUGGUGAUGCCCGUGCAGCGGAUUGCCCGCUACCCCCUGCUGCUGCAGACCAUCCAGAAGCACACCGACGCCUCCCACCCGGCCUACGCCCUGCUGGAGCAGACCGCUCACACCUCUGUUGCCUUAAACUGUCGCAUCAACGAAUACAAGCGCUUCCGGGAAGUCGCUGACAAAUACAGGAAGACGGAAAUGCUGACCAUCAAGGACAAGAUCGUCCGCCUCAACACCCACAGCAUUGCCAAGAAGACCGCCAGGCUCGGUCAGCAGAUCAAACACGAGGCCGGACUCAAACCUAAGCUGGUGGACGAGGAAUUUGAUGCCCUGGAAGGAUUCUUCUAUGUUUUGGAAAACGGCAUCCUGGAGCUGCUGGAGAACGUGGAGAUGUACCUGCAGCACCUCCAGGGCUUCCUGUCCUGCCGCACGGAGGACUUUGACUUGGACAUGGAUGGAGAAAAGGCACCGAUCUGCUACAAAGAGAUCACGACGGCGCUCCGACAGUGGAUCCUCCCGAUGUUUGAGAAGAGGAUGAGGAAGCUGAUCCACCAGCCGCUCUGCGCUCUCCGGGACCUCCUGGUGGGCCCGAGGAACCUAAUCAGGAAGAGACUCGACAAGCUGCUCGACUACGAGGUGAUCGAAGGAAAACCCAACCUGAGCUACGAGGAGCAGGCUGUGGCCAACACGUACAGGACGUUGAACACACUGCUCCUGACGGAGCUCCCUCAGUUUAACGGGCUGGCUCUGCAGAUGAUGUGGAGCACGUUGGGGACGUUCAGCUGUCUGCACAGAGAUCUCGCAGCAGACAUGGAGCAGCUGUUUCACAGCUUCGCUCAGCAGCUCCCUCACAGCAGCCUUUCUCCUGGUGCAUUCUGGGAGUGGGCAGAGUCUUCGGUGCUGGAAGGAGCGAGGAGGCUGCAGCAUUUAUGUCGAAUGGUGGAGGACAAGCUCAACGCGCCAGAUGCCCAGCCUCUCAGCCCGUCCUCUCAGCGCCGUCUGAAGCAGCUAACGGAUAAGCACGGUUCUGGAAAGAUCUUCCAGGUGAUGAGCACGGUCGUGGGCACCCGGGACCUGGACCUGAACUUGACUAAGGGCGAGCUAGUGGCAGUGAUCAGCGAGGCCGACAGCCGUGGAGACAGAAGGAGGUGGCUGGUCGAUGCAGGAGGGAAGCGAGGCUACGCUGCUGCCUCGAAACUCAUUCGCUAUCACCAGCCAACAGACGACCCGCCCCCUUCACCACACCCGAACCUGACAGAAGACGUGACCACACGCAGAAGACACUCCUACAGCCCGGCGGGCAAUGCCCCACUGCCCAUGAGUCAGCCCUGCUUUCAGGUUGUGGGCGCCUACGACUUCACUGCUAGAUCCAAACACGAAGUAUCCUUCCGGGCCGGAGAACCCGUUCGUAUCCUGGAGCCUCACGACAAACGAGGGAGCCCCGAGUGGAGCCUGGUGGAGGUCAGAGGAGGUCAGAGAGGCUACGUGCCCUCCAACUACCUGGCAAUCAUGCCCGUGGGAGCGGGGCUGCCCCCGAACCCCGGCUUCUUCCUUUAGGGAGGGAAACUGCAGCUGGUGCAGAUGAGAGGAUGGAUGGAAGAGCCUCCCGGGAUCAGCUGUUUACAGUCUCAGUGUUAAUCCUGCCACUUUAUCCAGUUUACGAAUGGAAGUGUAAAGUUUCUCCUGUGGUGUUUCCUGCUUCCACUUCCUGUGCAGCGUGCACAGGAUCGAAGCUUCAGGAGCAGCAAAUGAAGUUUACUGACUUUAGCUUUAAUAAUGAAGGUUUACUGGUCUGCAGUGAUCUCUGCACUAACAUGCACAAUCAUCCAAGAACGCUCUUCAAACAUGGCGUCUGUAACGCCAUGAAGCUCUGACGGCGUGUCACCUCAAACAGCCUGAACAUUUGGACGAUGUUCAUGUGCGGCGAGGACACAAAGCUGUUUUUAGCUUCAUUUUAAGAUGAAGGACGAUUUUCAUGGCUGCUGUACAGUGAAGCGCUCAUUUCCCAUGAACCUCAGAGUGAUGCUGCAUACAUGCAGGGUGUGAGCUCUCUCAAGCUAACUGUAACGUGUGUGUGUGUGUGUGUGUGUGUGUGUGUGUGUGUGAGAACCCUCUUCACCUGCAGCAGCGCUGACAGGUACACGGCGCUCUCAUCAUCUCAGACUGAGUAAUGUGAUGUAAAUGUGAAACGUCUCCGAGGCCGAGGAAGAACAAGACUCAGCAGGAGGAGCAGCUGGGAGAGGGGCGAAGGACAGCGGCAGUUUCUGCUUUGCCUAUGAGCGGAUUUAAAUUUCGUUGUACUUUGAUUCCAGAGUUUUACGUAGGAGUGAAAUGGGUCAGGACAGAAUAACCUCCUCCUGCAUUCACAUUCACCUGACGAUGCUUGUUGCUAUGGAUACGGCUCAGGCAGUGCGGGUCACGUCUGUGGCAUUUGCUCGGCCGGACUAAAGCUGCAGCAGCAUUUCUUGAUUCCCGCACUUUUGGGUCAGAAUCAUUUGAAAGCAUCUCUGAGCCUCCUGAUUGGCUCUUAGGUCAUAAACAGGAAGCUGAGCUCCAGUAGUUUUGCAGCUAACAACAGCUUGAAUGUUUGAGCACCACAGACUCUCUCCUGGCCUCCUCCUGUGGGGCUGAGCAGCCUCAGCUGCUGUGAGCGUGGAGCAGAGGGAGGGAGGCCGAGAGUCAGAACUGCUCAGCUGUUCCCAUCAGGCUGAAUGUCAGGAGGAGGAGGAGGAGGAUGCUUCUCUCCUAAAAUACCAGAUGUCCUCAGGGUUAGUCAGAUGGACUGAAACCUCAGCCUGAGAACAUUUACCUGAUUUCCCCUCCUCAGAGCCCGGUUUAGGAUGAGGGGAGCGGUUCAUUCCUCAGUUAUUUUGGGAAGUUUUAAUUCCACAGACGUGCAGAUGAAGCUGCAGCGUUCCUUAUGUGGAGGAAGUAGAUAUUUGAACCCAUACGCACACGGAAACCACAGAGGGAACAUUUCUGGUCAGCAUCUUCCUCGCAUGCUGUUCUCAUUUUCACCACCAGAGGGAGGCAGAGACUCGGAGCGUGUGUGCAUGAUCAGACUAACUGUGUGUGUGUAUGCGUGUUUGGUAAUCGUGGCCACAGUGUGUACUUCCUGUUUUGUUUCUGUGUGGUUUCACGAACCUGCUGCUCAGUCGGUCCUGCUGAGUCAUUCUGUUUCCUCGAUGCUGCAGAGCUGCGUGACCUCUGCUGAGCUGCCACAGUUGUGAUAUUGAACUCAGUCACACAGCAGGUGGGAGGCUGAGCAGCAGCAGAGAGUGUGGCUUCAAUAAAACUAAACUCAAAACUUUUUUGUGGCAUUGCAUCAUUUCAUAAUCAGAUGUUAGUUGUGAGAAGAAGCACCUGAAUAUUUGUGAUGAUUUACGAAGCUGUGGGGUCCACACCCACUCAGCCCCUUUUACAGUUAAACAUCUGGAGACACAGCUGUUCUUGUUCAUGCAUCAUCACCAUCAGUGUGCACGUUUGCACACAGCCUACAAGUUUUCGCCAUCUACUGAAUAACAAGCUGAAAGAGGAAGCUGCAGUUCCUCUGGUGUCCAGCAGAGGCAGCAG
Molecule: messenger RNA, 7862 nt
Organism: Haplochromis burtoni (Burton's mouthbrooder)
Lineage: Eukaryota; Metazoa; Chordata; Actinopteri; Cichliformes; Cichlidae
Gene: arhgef37
Product: Rho guanine nucleotide exchange factor (GEF) 37
Exons: 14
Coding region: 3543-5846 (767 amino acids)
Molecular function (GO): protein binding; guanyl-nucleotide exchange factor activity
Source: RefSeq, a predicted model, not a curated record